Messenger RNA from Dermochelys coriacea (leatherback sea turtle), 3949 nucleotides. It is a transcript of the gene NCKIPSD, whose product is annotated as NCK interacting protein with SH3 domain. Gene Ontology annotation, molecular function: Arp2/3 complex binding; protein binding. The transcript has 13 exons. NCBI's taxonomy places the organism in Eukaryota, Metazoa, Chordata, Testudines, Dermochelyidae. Gene Ontology annotation, biological process: endocytosis. The coding region runs from base 149 to 2425 and encodes 758 amino acids. The record is from RefSeq and is a predicted model, not a curated record.
CUAACAGACGGGCAGAGCAGGAGGCGGGGCUGCGCGGUGACGUCACACCCACGGAUGACGCAGCGCGUUGGUGGGUGGGUCUGUGUUGACAUCGGGAGCCGGCACCUGAGGGCCGCGUUGCGCCGCCAGCCGCCCUCCCGCCGCCGCCAUGUACCGGGCCCUGUACAGCUUCCGCUCCGCCGAGCCCAACUCGCUGCCCUUCGCCGCCGGGGAGACCUUCCUGCUGCUGGAGCGGAGCAACCAGCACUGGUGGCUGGUGACCCGCGCAGGCUCCGGGGAGACGGGCUACGCGCCGGCCUCCUACCUGCAGCGGCUGCAGGUGCUGGAACAAGAUGUGGUUUUGCAGUCCGUUGACCGAGCUAUUGAGGCUAUCCACAAUGCAGCUAUGAAGAAUGGAGGCAAAUACAACUUGGAGCAGAGGGAUGUCCUCCAGAAACUGAUCCAUCAUCGGAAGGAGACUGUGUCACGCAAAGGUCACUCACCAGCCAGUCAGGGAAUGAUUAUGACCCCAUCCUCCAGUGAUCACCAUUUGGAUUUAGCACGACAGCCCAAUGGCAUGUGCCGGACAGGUUAUGAGCGACACCACAGCCUGCCAAACACGGAGAUCCAAGAGGAUGAUAAAGGCCUUUACCAGAUCCCGCCACAGCCCCGGCGUGCUGCUCCUGUAACACCCCCGCCACCAGAGAAACGCAAGAAUGUGCAGAUGGAAGCACCCAUUAGAAAUGCUGUUGAAAUCACCUCUGGGUCGGUUUCCAGUACCUCCUCUAUAAGCACAACUUCCCUGGAUACCUUGUACACUGGUUCCACUGCAUCCGAAACAGGUCUCCCAACAGCCACUUCCAGCCCCACCAACACCCCUCCCCCUGUCCCCAGCAGGAGUGCCCACACCACAAUAUCACGCAGCUUGGAUAUUAGUCCUUCAGCCCACCUGAAGCAUGGGACUUCAACAAAGGGUGGUGCAACCAAAUCUCCACAGACCAAGAGGGCUGCCCCAGGACCUCCUGUUGAAACAGCGGGUCAGAGGUCUCUCCCUAUGGAUGGGGAGAAGAAUCUGCAAGUCAAGAAGACUGCUCUAGCUCCAUCCGGGGGCUUAGAAGCCUUCAACUCUCUUUGCCUUGAUAAGAAGGCAGCUGCUUUGGAGGAGUUGGCACCAGAAUCCAGCAGCCAGACGAUUUCUGUGCCAAAGACAAUAGGUGCGGAACUGAUCGAGCUGGUGCGCAGGAACACCCACCUCAGCUAUGAGCUGUCACGGGUUGCUAUCGGUGUAGUGAUUGGCCACAUUCAGAGCUCCAUUCCAGCAACCAAUAACAUCAUGGAGCAGAUCCUCAUCUCAUUGGUGGAAAAUAAGAAUCUGAGUUCUGGGCUGCCUUCGGGGCAGAUCUGCCAUGAUGAGCAGCGGCUUGAGGUUAUCUUUGCAGAUCUGGCCAGGCACAAAGAUGAUGCCCAGCAGCGCAGCUGGGCACUCUAUGAGGAUGAAAAUGUCAUCUGUUGCUAUUUGGAAGAGCUGCUCCGUAUCCUGACAGAUGCAGAUCCUGAUAUUUGCAAGAAAAUGUGCAAAAAGAAUGAGUUUGAAUCAGUCUUGUCCCUUGUGGCAUAUUAUCAGAUGGAACACCGAGUGCCAUUGCGGCUGCUGCUGCUGAAGUGCUUUGGAGCAAUGUGCAACUUGGACGCUGCUAUUAUCUCCGCUCUCGUUAACUCCAUCCUUCCAAUGGAGCUGGCUCGUGACAUGCAGACUCAUACGCAAGACCAUCAAAAGAUGUGCUAUUCUGCACUGGUUCUGGCUAUGAUAUUCUCUAUGGGAGAGCCGCUGCCGUAUCACCACUAUGAGCACCUCAACUCACAGUUUGUCCAGUUCCUGUUGGAUGUGAUUGAAGAUGGGCUGCCCUCAGAUACCACAGAGCAACUGCCUGACCUGUUUGUUAAUGUCCUUCUGGCCUUUAAUCUCCACAUUCCAGUUCCAGAACACAAUGUGAUCAUGACUACAGUGAGCAAGCACUCCAAUGUCAAGACCUUCACAGAAAAGGUGCUGUUGCUACUGAACAGGGGAGAUGAUCCGGUUGGUAUCUUCAAACACCAGCCUCAGCCGCCGCAUUCGGUGCUGAAGUUCCUUCAGGACGUCUUUGCCAGCAAGGAUACCGCAAACAUCUUCUACCACACGGACAUGAUGGUGAUGAUCGACAUAACGGUGCGGCAGAUUGCAGAUCUCUCCCCUGGAGACAAGCUGAGGAUGGAGUAUCUGUCUCUAAUGCAUGCGAUCAUGCGUUCCACAUCUUACCUGCAGCAUCAGCAUCGUCUCUCUGACCUACAAGGUACCUUGCAGCGCAUUUUGGCUGAGGAAGAAGAGGGGCAGCAGUGCCAGAUGGACAAAAUGAUCAUCUGGGAAAUGUAUAAGGAGUUCCCAGAAAUGUCUCCAGGAACCAGCUAACUGACCAUUGGAUUGGACUGAGAGAGCCACUUGGAACAAAAAUGUCUCAUGUUGACACUUCUCCACAUCCCCUUCCAGUGCUGCUUAUACUUAUUAUUCCUCCGGGUGAGGCCUAGGGUUCAGACAGGUUCUGUAGAAGUGUGGCAAUAGAAUACCCCAGCAGAAUGCAUUUUAAGGGCACUCCUGAGGUCUGGCCCUAUAUGAGAGUUGUUACCUUGAAUGGAAGAGGACAAUUUGCACAAGGGUCGUGUUCUGACUGGGACAGGAAGGCAUUCAUCAGCUGUGUGGGUAUUGGAAACAGGAGGGGGACACAGAGCUUGUGAGGGACUUACCAACCUGGAUGCUGGAUGGCUUUGGAUGUUUAGCUGUUCUGGGGUCUGAGGUUCUGAAUUAAAAAGCCUUUGCCAUGGAGUAUCCCUUGUCACCAUACACAUCUCUCCCUGCAGUUACCAAGUGGAGUAGGCCAGUGUUUGGAAGAAGCUUUCGUAACAUCUGUUUUGUUUUCUGCUCCUAGAGCAAAUAUGCUGCAGUCCUGGCAAAGGGGAUAGCUAGCUGCAUCUCCGCUACUGUGUCUGGUGAGCCUUUUGCUUCCUCCUGACCCCUGGCUUGCUCUCUGGGUUACAACCCACCAACUGGGGUCCUAAUGACCGAGUCAAGCAGCUGCUUUUUCCAGUCGUCUUUACAUAGUGAUGAUUAAAUCAGAGAUUCUCUCACGCUGUGCCGGCAGAACAAUAACAGUUGUCCAGGCAACGUUAUUCUUUUCAGAGGCCUCUGGCCUAGAAGCAGUGCUAAGGUGUGUCAUGCUAACUGAAACCUGCAGCUUGUCUCCUAGUGUCUUCCCAGCCUCUGGUGCGCCACACAGAGGUGCGUAUUUGUAGCUAGCAGCAUGGGGUGCUCUGUUCUUAAAACCUGCGGAUUUCUUGCCUUGAGCUUAGUAGCGAUUGGUUCUGCCUUGCUGUACCUCCUCUCCAUGUGCCAGUGGCCUGAAGGUUUCUUGAGCCUGGUGUCCAGUAGUUCUGCUUGUGAAUAUGCACAGAUGUGGAGAACCUGCUAUAUUUUCUCUAGGUCUCUAACAAUGGAUUAAUCUGUUUCUUAUUUAUAUCUUACGGAUGUGGUCACAAGCUAACAUGGGUCUGUAAUAUCUAUUGCUAUGCACAAGCACUGCAUAAGUGAUUGCUUUCUUUGCUGGAGCUUUGCAGUGUUUUGUGUAGAAGCCAUUACAAAUGAAACUGGGAAUACUUAGGCAACUGGGUAUUAGCAGAUGAAUGAACAAAACUUGAAGUCUGUGUGGUGAGGGCUUGGGCCCUAAGUGCAAUGUGAGUGUGAAGCCCAGGAAGGCCCUGCAGCCUAAAGAGGAUGAGUGGAUCAUGAAAUCAGCGUUGGAGCAUUCAAGGCUAACGAACAGCCCUGUUAGAAAUAAAUCUAUUUUCCCUAUCAAUGUCUGAAUGUCAAAAGGGAGCUGUAUUUUCGUAAUAACUAACGUAAAUGUAACACACAAUGAAAUAAAAACGUCUUAAAUGCUGG